This is a messenger RNA of Ceratotherium simum simum (southern white rhinoceros), 2347 nucleotides long. RefSeq names its product ankyrin repeat domain 34B (gene ANKRD34B). NCBI's taxonomy places the organism in Eukaryota, Metazoa, Chordata, Mammalia, Perissodactyla, Rhinocerotidae. Gene Ontology annotation, molecular function: protein binding. The record is from RefSeq and is a predicted model, not a curated record.
UCUUAUGUGAGCUCUUUUCAGAUGCUUUGCAUCCAGAAUGGACCUCUGAGUUGGGACCCAAGCUGUCGACAAUCCUAAAUUCCCAAGUUCCUGAGUUGCAGGUAUUGAUUUCUGACUUUUGAAGAUGGAUGAAGGGGUAGAAGUUUCACGUGAUGGAAAUUCCCUGAUCAAAGCCGUCCAUCGGAGCCGGCUUCGCCUCACAAGACUCUUGCUGGAGGGCGGUGCCUACAUUAACGAGAGCAAUGACCGCGGGGAGACGCCUUUAAUGAUUGCUUGUAAGAGCAAACACGUUGAUCACCAGAGUGUCAGUAAAGCCAAAAUGGUUAAAUACCUGCUAGAAAACAAUGCUGAUCCCAACAUACAGGACAAGUCUGGGAAAACUGCUCUGAUGCAUGCUUGCUUAGAAAAAGCCGGUCCAGAAGUCGUGUCUCUGCUUCUCAAGAGUGGGGCUGAUCUCAGCUUGCAAGACCAUUCUAGUUACUCAGCCCUCGUUUAUGCUAUAAAUUCAGAAGAUAGAGAGACCCUGAAAGUUCUGCUUAGUGCCUGCAAGGCAAAAGGGAAAGAGGUCAUUAUCAUAACGACAGCGAAAUCACCCUCUGGCAGGCACACAACCAGACAGUACUUAAACAUGCCUCCUGGGGAUACAGACGGGAGUCCUGCGCCAGCCACCUGUGCCACUCCUUCAGAAAUAGACAUAAAAACAGCCUCGUCGCCACUUCCACAUUCUCCUGAAACCGAAAUGACACUUUUUGGCUUUAAAGAUCUGGAGCCCUCAGGAAGCAGUGAUGAUACACUGGACCCAGGCUCCCCUGUGAGGAAGCCUGCUGUGGCUCCUAAUGGGCCCAAGCUACCCCAGGCCCCACCCUGGAUCAAGAGUCCCCCCUCAUUAAUGCACCAGCACAGAGUGGCCUCUUUGCAAGAGGAGCUCCAGGAUAUUACUCCAGAGGAAGAAUUAUCCUACAAAACCAAUGGGCUGGCACUUUCCAAGCGAUUCAUCACCAGGCACCAAAGCAUUGAUAUAAAAGACACUGCACAUUUGCUAAGAGCCUUUGAUCAGGCGAGCUCAAGAAAGAUGUCAUAUGAUGAAAUAAAUUAUCAAUCAUUUUUUUCAGAAGGAAAUCAACAAUGCAUUGAAAUCCCUGUUGACCAGGACCCAGACUCUAACCAGACAAUAUUUGCUUCCACCUUAAGAAAUAUAGUUCAGAAAAGAAACUCAGGGGCUAAUCACUACAGCUCUGAUUCCCAGCUCUCAGCUGGUCUAACCCCUGCAACCUUGGAAGAUGGCAAAGCAUUUAUAGGAAAGAAAAAGAUCCUCUCACCCUCUUCUUCCUUGUUGUCAGGGUCCAAAGAAUUGUUGGAGAAUAUCCCCCCAGGGCCCCUGAGCAGGAGAAAUCAUGCAGUUUUAGAAAGGCGUGGUUCAGGAGCUUUCCCUUUAGAUCAUGGUAUUACCCAGACCAGACCAGGAUUUCUACCACCCUUAAAUGUGAGUCCGCACCCUCCCAUCUCAGAUAUCAAUGUCAGCAAUAAGAUUUCCAGCCUUCUUUCUUGUGGUCAAAAAGUGCUUAUGCCAACAGUUCCUAUCUUCCCUAAAGAAGUCAAAAGUAAGAAAAUGUUGUUAAGGAGACAAUCAUUGCAAACAGAACAAAUUAAGCAAUUAGUAAAUUUUUAGGAGAUGGCUAGAAGACACAUUUUGAUCAAAUGUCUAUAUCAGAAAUAUAGAACUAGAGAAGAAAUCUCAAAUGUUCAUCCUUUUAAAUCUUGUAAUCAGUUAAUCCAUAAUGGUUAGGGAGAUCAAAACGUACUGUGUAUCAUACUAAGUACUGUGAACACACAAAUAAUAUAUAGUUUCUGCUGAGGAAAUUCUCUCAAACAAAAUUAAAGCUAUUUUUCUCAAAACUUCCAAUAUUUUAACAACCUUCAUGUCGUCCCAGUUUUUAAUUUAAACAAAAAUCAGCAAAGAACAAAGGUCACCUAUGUUGGAGAUAACUUAAAAAAUUUCAGAUUUGCCAAAUAUUUUAUUAGGAAACAUUGUGUUCAAGUCAAUAAGUUUCUUUGAACAUUUCAAAUCAAUAAAUAAGAAAGAUUGUAAUUUUCCAUGAGGUCAAAAGCAUAAAGGAAAACAUUGACAGUUAUAAAAUUUUCUAUGAUCAAUAAGCCUAAGCCACAAAGAAAGAAUGAACUAAUUCUUAAAAAAUGUUGACUGCAGGUGGGUGAAAAUCUAAUUAAAAUUUUAAAAGGUCAACCAUUAUAGUAGACUGGGCAGCUAAUACUCAUGUUGUCAGCUUCGUCAGUGUCAAAACGGCAGCUCCGAGUUUUACAAGCUAGUGACAACCGAGGCCAAGUGUCU